Molecule: messenger RNA, 2994 nt
Organism: Pseudophryne corroboree (corroboree frog)
Lineage: Eukaryota; Metazoa; Chordata; Amphibia; Anura; Myobatrachidae
Product: zinc finger protein 569-like
Exons: 13
Coding region: 479-1795 (438 amino acids)
Biological process (GO): regulation of DNA-templated transcription
Source: RefSeq, a predicted model, not a curated record
CCCCUCCAUUCAUCCCUCUGUCCGGGGCCAGCAGCAGCGGGGUAGGAAGCUAUAUGUCUCCCGCUCACAGCAGCGCACGGACCCCUCCGCUGUGUGUGCAGGCCUGACAGUCUCCCGGGAGCAGCAGCCGCAGCUUCGUGAUGGAACAGAGGAGCCGGCUCUAAGCUCUCGCUCCCCGCUGACAGCUCGUCAGACAGGUCCCCAUGACGGACACGCGCAUAGAAAGCUCCUCAGCGGCAGGCGUCGCUGCAGGGAGCAGGUCACGUUCGACGUUCCCUCCACAGUAGUCAUUACAGCAUUACUGUCACUAGAGCGAUAUUAGUGCUUACCAUACUGUCUCACUUGCCAGGAAUUCGGCGCCAUUUUAAAAAUGACCAAGGUUGCUGCGGGUUUCAGGAAGCUUUCACAUGUGUACAGUUAAUGACUACAAAACCUAUAUGCUUAAUCAGUGUACGGAGUGAUCUUGGAGGGCGCCAGAAUGUCUUGUCAGGUUCCCAUUAUAUUCCAUGAUGUUGCAGCUUCUUUUACAGAGGAACAGUGGAUGCGUCUGGACAACUGGCAGAGAGACAUUUACAAAAACGUCAUGAUUGAAAUCCAUCGAGCCCUAACAACAUUAGGUUAUGCGAUCGCUAACCCAGAUGUUUUAUUUAGCAUUAAAAAACCACAUGAACCAUGUGUGCGAAUUGAUUGUAGUUCUGGAGAAACUAAAGAGAUUCCUGUUGGAGACCAUCCUGACAUUUUAAUAAGGAUAAAGGAAGAAGACGGCGAAGACCAAAUAGAAACUUUUGUUGAAUCAUCGAAUUCCAGUGCUGUGAUCACAUCUGUUGUUUCCCUGGAUUUGAAGGAAACCCAUGACCUGCAUGAUGAAGCCAGUUCUGACGCUCCACAGAACAUGAUGAGUUCUACAGAGUCCUUGGGUUCUUGCCCUUUCGUUAUUAAAACAGAUAAAGGAAUUUUUUCAAUAGAAGACAAUGAUGGAGAUGGGAUUGAAAACCCUGAACGUUUCAAAUUAGACCAUUUAAUUAAACAAGAAGAGGAGGAUAUGAGUGGUGACUGCUUGGAGGACAAAGAUGCUAUCAUCUGUCGUAGUCCAACCCCUGUCAUGGCGAAAGAAGAGGAAGAUGAUUGCCCCUAUGAAGAAGAUGAAUUAACAGACAGUUACAGUACAGAUUUACACUGUCAGGAUGCAAACACACAGCAAAAUGACUUUCUGGAAGAGCAAUUAAAAAAUUCUGUACGGGAGCCCACUGAGGUUAAACAAGAUGAAGAAAAGACAACAAAACGGGAUAACAUGGAGAAAGAGAAUAUCAAUAUGUGCCAUGACAUAAAAUGUGUAGUAGUGAAGGAAGAAGAGGAAGAUGAUGAACACAUAGAGCACAAGGAGCCAAUAGGUUCUCUGACUGACAAAGCUGUGACCUGCUCCAGAAAUGUGCACCAGGAGGGCCAGGCAUAUAAAUGUGUGGAAUGUGCUGAGUGGUUUCUUGGAAUGACUUCACUCACGUUACAUCAGGCAACACACACCAGUGAAAGACCGUUCUCUUGUGACCAGUGUCCAAAAACAUACAGAUAUCAGUCCAGUCUGUACAAGCAUAAGAAGACCCACAAAGGAAAGAGGCCAUUUGCCUGUGAAGACUGUGAUAAGAGCUUCAGUCACAAUGUGUACCUCCUGCGACACCAGUUAGUCCACACAAGAAAGAAGCCUUUUGAAUGUAACUUGUGUGAUAAAAAGUUUUACCGUCAAACUGGGCUCGACAAACAUCAUCUCGUAAAGCAUAUGAUUACUACAGGAACAUAGGGGCCGAUUCAAACCCUGACACUGAUGUCCAAAAAUCUGCACAAGCACUUACGCUGGUACUCGCAUGUGCAAGGUCCUAAACUGCGUUCUCUUCAUAACGCAGUUUAAGACCUGGAGGGGGGUGACAACAUGGUGUCGACACUGUUUUGUGGGCGUCAAUGCUUUUUUAGGGGCGCAGUCUGGACAACGCAGGCGUGUCCGGACCGCUUGUGGGGCGGGCCGCGGCAGCAGCAUGAUGUCACACGCAAACACUGCGAACCUUAACAUGGUGGGUAGCCGUCUGCUUUCGCAGCUAUGGUGCGCAGGCAGAGCGCUACUCAAAACAAGCAAAAGCAUCGCCUCCGUGCAAUGCUCUCACAUAUCUGCAGGGGGGGAUGGGUUUGGCAUGCGAGGCGGACUUGCCCUGUCUUGGGCGUUCCCUCCGCACGUCAAAGAAAUUGAUCAUAAUGUGCGUUUUCUCGCACAUCUACGAUCAUGUCUGAAUUAGGCCCCUAGUACUCUAAUUAUGUUGAGAGAACUCGUUCCGAUGAUGGGAACAUGUACAUUUUUUUGUUUUCGAUUCCUCAACAGAUUUAGGAAUCCAAUUGUUUGUUUGUUUUUUUGUAAUUGCACUUUGACACCGAGCGUCUGCCCUGCUUGUCCAUUAAUUAGGAGUAACAUCUGUAACUAGAUGGUGUAUUCCUGUGCUUAGCGCAACAAAUAAACCACAAUAAGAUGACAGCUGUGGACGCUAUGGCAGUCUAUAGCUACAACAUCAUAUAAUACUAGUGUUUGGCAUAUAUUUGAUAACAGGGAAAGUGUGGCUCUCUAGCUUUUGUGAAAUGAAUGAUGUAAUUUCUCUCCUUUACCUGCUCUUUUUUAUUUAUGCCCGAAACGUACUGAUUAUCUGUGAUUUAUUGUUCUUCUUAUAUUAUGAAAAGCAUUGCAAUUGAAAAUCGCAUUCGUAAAUGUUUAUAAUCUCUGUAUUCUGAAAUAUGUGCAAAAGAAGUAAAGGCUAAAGUUAGUAUUAGUAUAGGAGGAAAACUAAACCAACCUACAGUAGUAUUCAGUUAUUCUGUCAUUAUCUGUGCCAGUAUUAAGCAGUUUUUCUUUAUCUAUUUCAAUAGGUAUUUCUGCAGUAUAAAAUGUCAGUAAUUUAUUGCACAAAGUAUUUGACCUAUUGUGUAUAAUGUAAAUAAAAACAUAUUUUUUUAAAGUGA